Molecule: messenger RNA, 4340 nt
Organism: Pararge aegeria (speckled wood butterfly)
Lineage: Eukaryota; Metazoa; Arthropoda; Insecta; Lepidoptera; Nymphalidae
Gene: ABCD
Product: ATP-binding cassette sub-family D member
Exons: 14
Coding region: 259-2541 (760 amino acids)
Biological process (GO): long-chain fatty acid import into peroxisome; very long-chain fatty acid catabolic process; peroxisome organization
Cellular component (GO): peroxisomal membrane
Molecular function (GO): ATP binding; long-chain fatty acid transmembrane transporter activity; ABC-type transporter activity
Source: RefSeq, a predicted model, not a curated record
UAAUUUUUCACAAAAUAACUACUAUUUUUAUACAUUUAAAAGUUGCAAAAUCUGUUAAAUUAAAUUGAAGAAAUAUAUUGAAAUCUGAAGUGACAUGAUGUACCUAUAUAUUACCCAUGAUAAACUAUAAACUUUAAAUCGAUUUCACGCACAGAGUAUAAAUAGAUUGUAAUUUACACAAACUGUAAUUUACACAGUGGCAUCGCCAUAAAAUAUACACGAAAUCCGAAACGCCGCGCCGUUCGGAAAUAAACCAAAAUGCCGGCGAUAUUGACGAAGAUUCGCGAGCAAGCAUCUCGCGUACAGCCCACGACGACGAUAGCUCUGGGAGUGGGCGUGGGCGUGGCCUUAGCCGCGUGCGCUGUGUACGGUACCAGGGAGAAGAAGCAAGCACCCCCUUGUCAUAACAACAAUAACUAUAAGGUAGCGAAAAAUGGUCAGCUUCAAACAGUAGCUAAUGGAGGCGAAGUGCAGAGCUGCGGGGGGAGUUGCGGGGCGGAGCAAUGCGCGCUCUGCCGGGGGGACGCGGACACGGACAACAAACAGAAUAUUGAAGAUGCCGACGAAACGCAGUCAAUAGAACCGGAACAUGUGCCUGGCCUCAAUUUGGAGUUCCUCAGGCAGCUGGUCAGCCUGGCGAGGAUCAUGGUGCCGGGGUUCCGUAGCCACGAAGUAGCGCUUCUCGCCGCACACACAGUCUGUCUGUUCACCAGGACCUUCCUGUCGAUAUAUGUCGCGACCUUGGAAGGUUCAAUAGUAAAACACAUAGUCCAAAAAGAUCUCGGCGCGUUUUCCGCACUGCUCAUGCAGUGGUUCGGCAUAGCGGUCCCGGCCACCUUCAUCAACUCCAUGAUCAGGUAUCUGGAGAGCAGGCUGGCCCUUGCCUUCAGGACGCGGCUGGUCAACCACGCGUACGAGCUUUACUUCAAGAACCAGACGUAUUACAAAGUUGCCAACCUCGACGCGAGGAUAGAAAACGCUGAUCAUAGGCUCACAGAAGACGUUUCAGUAUUCACACAGUCAGUAGCCCAUCUGUACAGUUCACUCACGAAGCCUUGCUUCGAUCUGCUACUCAUAGUACUCACUCUGGCGAGCUAUUCCAGUAAAAUGAAGGGGAAUAUUUUCAUUGGCCCCGGCAUCGCGACGGUGGUGAUCUGCUUCACGGGGCAGUUGUUGCGGCUGCUGAGCCCGCGCUUCGGCGCGCUGGCGGGCGAGGAGGCGCGCAUGAAGGCCAACCUGCGCCACGUGCACUCGCGCCUCAUCGCGCACGCGGAGGAGGUGGCCUUCUACGGCGGGCACCAGGUGGAGCUGGGCCAGCUGCAGGCGGCGUACCGGCAGCUGGUGGCGCAGAUGACGUCGGUGUUCAACAAGAAGCUGUGGUACGUGAUGCUGGAGCAGUUCUGCAUGAAGUACGUGUGGUCGGGCACCGGCAUGGUCAUGCUGGCGCUGCCCAUCCUCACCGGCACGCGCGCUGACGGUAAAUCGAAUGAGAGCAUCAGCGCAAGGACUGAAUACAUGACGACGUCGCGGAACCUGCUCAACUCGGCAGCAGAUGCCAUUGAGAGGCUCAUGUCUAGUUAUAAGGAGGUGGUGACGCUGGCCGGCUACGCCACGCGCGUGUCCGACAUGCUGGUGGUGUUCGGCGAGGUGGCGCGCGGCCGCUGCGUGCGCGCCGUGCACGUCGCCGCGCCCGCCGCCGGCUUCCAGGUCACCUUCCGCGACAAGCAGCCCGUGCCGCAGGGUAAAAUUUCUUACACAACAGACCUGUCGAUCCGUCUCAAAAAUGUUCCGAUAGUGACUCCCGCGUGCGACGUGGUGGCCAGCGGGGUGUCCAUCGAGCUAAAGCCCGGCACGCACCUUCUGAUCGUCGGGCCCAAUGGAUGUGGGAAGUCCAGCUUGUUCCGCAUAAUCUCCGGGCUGUGGCCGGUGUUCGGCGGCGAGCUGAGCGUGCCGAAGCCGUGCGAGUGCGCGCACUGCGCCGCCGAGCCGGGCGCGCCGCCGCACUGCCUCGCGCGCCCCGUCAUGUUCUACAUACCGCAGAGGCCAUACAUGUCAAUGGGCUCCCUCAUAGACCAGAUCACGUAUCCGUCCCGCGUGUCGGACGACGACGCGGCGGCGGAGGCCCGGGCCAUGCACAUCCUGCGCGUGGUGAGGCUCGACGCAUGCGCGGCGCGCCACGGGGGGCUCCGAGCUGUCUGCGAUUGGAGGAGCACUUUGUCCGGAGGCGAGAAGCAGAGAAUGGCGUGCGCUAGAAUGUUCUAUCACAGACCGGUGUACGCGCUUCUGGACGAGUGUACGAGCGCCGUGUCGCUGGAGACCGAAGUGGUGAUGUACGAGGAGGCUAUCAAGGAAGGCAUCACGCUGCUGUCCAUUACCCACCGUCCGAGCGUUUGGAGAUACCACACCCACGUGCUGGAGUUCGACGGCGCGGGGAGUUGGUCCUUCCGGCCGCUGGAGAAAGACGCGCCCGCCGUCACGCCCUCGCUGCCCCGCAUCGCCGAGGCGCCCGAGACCCUCGACAGGGAGCCCACCAUCGAGUGACGCGCCGCCCGCGGACACCGGCCGGCAACCAGCGCGGGGCCUGCGACGACCGGCCGUGUGCUGAACCAGACCGUGGCCCCACCACGCGUAGCUUACACUUCUGUCGAAAAUAGCACGGAUGGCAUGGGCUGGAGACAUUCUACUUUCCCGGGAAAGGAUCUAAUGUUAUUUUCUCCCACAGCUUUAUCAACUCUCCGAGCGUUAGCGCAUAAGUGGAAACAAUAUCCAAAUAAUAAAUGGGGCUAAACUUAUCCGGUUCCUUGUUGCCGUGCUUUGGCAGGUGGAUGCGUUUAUUUUAUCCCCGGAUAUAAUCGGGGGAUAUAUUGUAUGUCUCCUGUUCAUGCCGUGCUGACCCAGUUAAGGUAAUCCAGACGAACUAAUGGUACUGGGGAGCCUUUUGUUUUGAAGGUCAUAUGUGUCUGUGAUUUGUGAAGACUACAGACGGGGCGAUUGGUGAUUAGGAUGGUCUCUAAAUCUUUAAGAGUGUCGAGGGGAGGCUCCGUGCCCAGGUUGAGAUUUCAAGGGCCAAAUUCUUCUUCUUGCCCUUGUCCACUUUAGGUGGAAUCGGCACAACAUGUUUUCUUCAAUUUUGAAGACGUAACUAGUUUUUUUUUGCUAAGGGGCCAAAAUUCAUGUGGUAAAUUAACCGUGUUUCUGGAUCGAAGCAAUCGAGGACGUGGCUAGGUUAGGUUAUCAAUUAAUCAGUACUGAUGAAUGUUCCUGAUACGGGACACAUCUUGAAUAAUGGAAAUGUUUGUUGUACUAUUGUAACAACAGCCGCUAGUACCAGCUAUUAUUUACUGCAAUUAGUUUCCCAAUACCAACGAAAUCAGAACUGCGACCUGAUUUUUUAUGACACAAGAACCGUAUAACUUUUACCACCUCGACAUCAUCAUCAUCAUUCCAUGAAACCAUUACCCAAGCCCACUACAGAGCACGGGUUUCCUCCCACAAUGGGAACGGGUUGAGGCCGGAACACACCACGGCAACACACCUUUGAGAACAUUAUGUAGAACUCUCAGGCAUGCCGGUUUUCUCACGAUGUUUUCCUUCACCUUCGAAGCAAGUGAUAUUUUAUUCACUUAAAACGCAACGAACUUAGAAAAGUUAUAAUAAACUGAUCGAUGCUCGACAUACACAUUUAGGCACAGAUGUUUCAGGUCUCAUUCAAUAUAAUAAUAAUAAGAAACUUUCCUCUGUUCUCAAUAAAGAAACAUACAUUUUCGAUAACAUAAUGUGUUAUUUAUUUAUAGCUCUUAAAGAUAUGUUUAAUAUCCAUCCAUUUAAACAUUCUCAUUUUAGGGCAGUAAUUAGAGUAAAGUUAAAAAAAAUCUCUAACGAGCUAUAAUUAAAUUUUGGGGACAACAUAUUACGUGAGUGCGGUACAGUUUCUAUGUCAUAAAAAUUCGGGGUCCAGCGAAAAUUAAACUGAGAUGAGCUGAGAGAUUUUGUAAAGAUGAGAUUUUUCGAAAAGGUCACCUUUUAGGGUGAUGACAAUCCGAUCCAAAGCUACGUAAGUUUAGCAUAAAAUGGAUAUAAAACCUAGGCAGUCUAUAAAUAGACUGAUUUUUAGGUCGUUCAGUCAAACGUAUAUCGAGGUAUACCAGUUUUUAGUGUAAUUUUAGUACAUUUAAGGUUUUUUAUAUUUUAUUUUACCUUUAAUCUAAAUGUUACCUUAGUAAUAUUUUUUGAUGUGAUAAAACAAAGAACGUUUAAAUAGGCGAUGUAAGUUGAGGUAACUUUGCUGUUUGAUGUCACUUUGUCAACAGACAAGCGUAAAAUGGUUCGUUUUUUAUAUU